Notolabrus celidotus (New Zealand spotty) is the source of this 1629-nucleotide messenger RNA. Its product is annotated as CD48 antigen-like. The transcript has a single exon. Bases 176 to 811 code for a protein of 211 amino acids. NCBI's taxonomy places the organism in Eukaryota, Metazoa, Chordata, Actinopteri, Labriformes, Labridae. The record is from RefSeq and is a predicted model, not a curated record.
ACUGUUAAGUAACUCUCCACUUCUAAUGAUGAUGAAGUCAGCAGUGGGCUUUUCUUAACAAAGUCUGAAGGGCGUGGACCUGUGUUGACUUUUGAGGAGUGAUUUUUAUGUUUCAUCUUUGCAAAAAGAAACUAAACAAAGUGUUCUUUAAGUUAUCUUCGGAUGAAUUAUCGACAUGGAGAAACAGAGUGUUUUUGGCCUCCUGGCAGUACUGCUGUUGACGGUGUCGGGCUUUUCUUCGGCUGAAGAGAUAACAGAAUACUUUAAGGUUGGCGGUGAGCUCACGCUGAGGCCUACCUUCAAUGACCGCAUCACCAACAUCUUGUGGAAACUUAAAGGAUAUCUAGUGGCUGAAUGGAUCGAGAAAACGGUCCCGUUAGAAUAUUACGGCAGGUUCGAGGACCGCACAACCCUGGACAUACAAUCUGGGAGUUUGGUGAUGAAGAAUUUGAGUAUGGCCGACGAGGGGGAGUUUACAGUGGAAAUCAACAACAAGGUCCAUCCUCAGCGCUUCAUUGGUAAAGCCAUCAAGGAAGUGCCCAAGCCAGGGGUGUGGACAUCGCCACUGUCUUGUCACGCUGAAUUGGACAGUUGUGAGCUGUCAUGUGAUCCAGUGGAAGGAGACACCAACGAGGCUGAACCUAUCACCUACGAAUGGCAGGUGGAUGGCGGUACGUGGGGGGCGAUGGGGAAGACCAUACCAAUCACCAAGACUGGGAGCACCGGUGUGAAAACAUACACCUGUAAGAUGAAGAACCCAGUCAGUGAGAGGCAAAGUGAACUUAAAGACAACCCCUUCUACAUCUACUGAUGGACACUGUCAGGAACUUGAUAACAAAAUGCAGACAGCGAUGAGGUGGAGAUGGAGACCAAAUUACACUUUAGUCUUUAAAAAUCAUACAAAAAGGUUUAACAUAAUUUCAGCCAUGAUUUUUUAAAUCUUUUAUGUUCAACCAGUGUUCAAAAAAGCAUCAGUUUGCAUUACUCAAAUAAGUAGUUUAUACGCUAGUGACCUAAUCAGUAAUUAUGUUACUUGAAGAAGACUGUGUAAACUUACAUUCAAGAAAACAUUUUUUAAGUACAAAAAAAUCACAGUAUUACAUAUUCUAACAAUACAUAACCUUUACGCAUGCUGCAUGUCAAAGCAGAUGUAUUCUGUUUUAGAUAUAGGAUGAUAACCUCUGUUUAUUAUUUCAUUCUGGACUAAUCUGCUGCUUAUGGUCUGUAUUAACUCUGUGAUUGGUUUGUAAAAAAAAUGAAAAUGUUGAUAAAUGCCCUCAAUGCCAAAAAGGCUUCAGUGACUAAUUCAAGCCUUGUUUUUGUCAAAGAUUUUUGGAAAUUCACAGUUUUUAUAGCUUUUUUAUUAAAACUUUUUUUUUUUUUUUUUUAAUAAAACUUUUCUUUUCCUGAAAUUUUUUGAAAUGUUUGGUAUGUUUUUAAAAAUAUUUGUAUUUACUUUCAAUCUGAUCUUAGGGUCUUUACUUCUUGUGCUCUUGUCUUUCAUUUUUCACUGCGUAUCUUUCUUGUCUUUUUAAGCACUUUGUUAAAUUGUUAAGCAAAGUGCUAAAGAAAUCAAUCAUUUUAAUGUCGUUGUUUUUUUUAAAUAAUUAUUAUAACAUUAAAUAAUGC